GGUCCUCUUUUCUUACUUCUUCAUCCUUCAACACCACUCAACCUCUCAAAAAACCAUCACCAAGCAUUUUUUUCGCAGUCACUCCUGUGCAAUCUCCAGUACUCGUUCGCCACUGCUCCCGUGUCACAAGCUCAAGCCCAUCAGCCGCACACACCCAAACCCAAAAUGGCUUCGACCAACUACAAGGAGGCUUUCGCCCUGUUCGACAAGCGCGGCAAUGGCCGUGUCUCCCUCGAAAGCCUGGGCGACCUUCUCCGCGCCUGCGGCCAGAACCCUACCCUCUCCGAGAUCCAGGACCUCGAGAAGAACGUUGGCGGUGACUUCGAUUUCGAGACCUUCCAGCGUGUUCUGAACCGCCCCGGCGGCUUCCGCGACCCAGGCGAGCCCGAGGAGUACUGCCGCGGUUUCCAGGUGUUUGACAAAGACAUGACGGGAUUCAUCGGCGUCGGCCAGCUCAAGUACAUCCUCACAAACCUCGGCGAGAAGAUGACCGAUGAGGAGGUGGAUGAGCUCCUCAAGGCUGUCGACACCAGCUCAGGCCAGGUCAACUACACUGAUCUCGUGCGAACCAUCCUCGCCAACUAG
This is a messenger RNA of Fusarium keratoplasticum, 585 nucleotides long. Its product is annotated as Myosin regulatory light chain cdc4. The record is from RefSeq and is a predicted model, not a curated record. Gene Ontology annotation, molecular function: calcium ion binding. The transcript has 4 exons. Gene Ontology annotation, cellular component: myosin II complex. Lineage: Eukaryota; Fungi; Ascomycota; Sordariomycetes; Hypocreales; Nectriaceae. Gene Ontology annotation, biological process: mitotic actomyosin contractile ring assembly. Bases 166 to 585 code for a protein of 139 amino acids.